AAAAGCUCUUAGCAGCUCCUGUGACCAGAAGCUUCAAAGCCAGCAGAGCUCGGUUCCUUGGGGGUUGGUAGUAAGAGACACUCCUUCACCAGGGUUCAUACACCCCAUAGGAGGGUGCUAUACACACGGGGAGAACAAUAGACUGUGUGCUUUUUUGGUAUUAUCCAGAGAUCUGUUUUCCACUGUCCUGACUAAAAGCUGAACAUCUCGGUGGCCUUUCUUCUUUGGCCUCAAAAUGACAGUAAUCCCUGCAAUCAGUUGUGCUUUCUUAUUUUCCAUUCUCUGUGAAACAAGUGCAGUAGCAUUACCCAACUCCACUGACCUACUCCUGUCAAACAAUAAUUUCACUGACAUUGAGACGGCUUUGGCAGCUCAUCUGGACUCUGCAAAAAUUCCCAAACCCAGGCGGAAGCGAUACAUUUCACAGAAUGACAUGAUUGCUAUUCUUGAUUACCAUAAUCAAGUUAGAGGCAAAGUCUUCCCACCUGCUUCCAACAUGGAAUACAUGGUUUGGGAUGAAACUCUUGCCAAGUCUGCAGAAGCUUGGGCUGCUACAUGCAUUUGGGACCAUGGACCUUCCUAUUUACUGAGAUUCUUGGGCCAAAAUCUCUCUGUAAGAACUGGAAGGUAUCGAUCCAUCCUUCAGCUGGUAAAGCCAUGGUAUGACGAAGUGAAGGAUUAUGCUUUCCCUUAUCCUCAGGACUGCAAUCCCAGGUGUCCUCUGCGGUGCUAUGGACCCAUGUGCACACAUUACACACAGAUGGUUUGGGCCACUUCCAAUCGUAUAGGCUGCGCAAUCCACACAUGCCACAAUAUGAACGUCUGGGGAUCGGUUUGGCGACAAGCUGUUUACUUGGUAUGCAACUAUGCCCCAAAGGGGAACUGGAUUGGAGAAGCACCAUAUAAAGUAGGAGUCCCAUGUUCUGCUUGCCCUCCAAGUUAUGGAGGCUCUUGUACCAACAAUCUUUGCUUCCCAGGAGUAACAUCAAACUACUUAUAUUGGUUUAAAUAAGUUAACAUGUUUACAUUUUUUAAUGGCUGAAUAACAAGAAGCUUGUAUAUUGAAUUUUGCACAUAUUAUAUAUAGAGAGAUAUUGUAAUAACACCCUAAUGUUUCCUUUUUGUAUGCUUUGUAUAGUUAGCUUUCAAAGUAUAGUAUGAAUUUGUUUUUAACACUUUAGAAUUUAUGGAUCACGUUAACUAUUUUAGAUUGGCAUUGUGUAAAGAAGAGAAAACUAAUUUUCACCCUAGCAAGUGUACCUUCUUGUAGAUGAGGUUCUACUAACAGCACAUUAAAAGAUGUGUCAAUUUAUAUCUAAAA
Tinamus guttatus (white-throated tinamou) is the source of this 1321-nucleotide messenger RNA. RefSeq names its product peptidase inhibitor 15 (gene PI15). Gene Ontology annotation, cellular component: extracellular region. NCBI's taxonomy places the organism in Eukaryota, Metazoa, Chordata, Aves, Tinamiformes, Tinamidae. The record is from RefSeq and is a predicted model, not a curated record.